CUCUCAUCCUCUCCAGAGACCUUGGGCCACACACACCUCUGCCUGCAGCCUGACACAGAGACAGAGAGAAUAAGAUUUUCCACAGUGUUUGUCACUGCUGUGAAACCAUGUUCCCUCUGCGGUCUGUCCUCUUGGCUGGCCUUGUCGGUCUGUGCAUCUGUCAAUAUCAGUCCUAUGACUAUGACUACCCGCCUCCUCCACAGUAUAUAGAAUCCUCGCCCAAUUGUGCUCAGGAAUGCAACUGCCCUAUCAACUUCCCCACUGCCAUGUACUGCGAUGGCCGCAAUCUGAAGCAUAUCCCAUUUGUCCCGACAGGAAUCCAAUACCUCUACCUGCAGAACAACCUUAUCGAGGAGAUCAAGGCAGGUGUUUUUGACAAUGUCACUAACUUGCGCUGGAUUGUCCUUGACAACAAUCAAAUCACCAGUGAUAAAAUCCAGGGAGGAACCAUUGACAAAUUGGGGAAACUGGAGAAGCUUUUAUUUAGCCACAACAAACUGAGCAAACCUCCUAAGCUUAGCUCCAAGUCCCUGGAUGAAAUCAGAUUAACUGACAACCAGCUUACUACAAUUCCUUCAGGACACCUGUCUGGCAUGGAGAACCUCACUACCAUCCACUUGUCCAAGAACAAACUGACGACAGAAGGCAUCACCGGGGCCUUCAAAGGACUGAAGUCAUUGAUGCUGCUGGAUUUAAGUGAAAACAAACUCAAAAAGCUCCCAGCAGGCGUCCCCGCAUCCCUGCUCAUGCUGUAUGCUGACAACAACGAUAUUGAAAGCAUCCCCAGUGGCUAUCUGGCCAAGCUGCCUGAACUUCAGUACCUGCGUCUCUCUCACAACAAGCUGGCAGAUGCGGGUAUUCCAGCUGGUGUGUUCAAUAUUACGUCUCUCCUGGAGCUGGAUCUGUCCUUCAACAAGCUCCAGUCCAUUCCUGAGGUCAAUGAAGCACUUGAACAUCUGUACCUGCAAGUCAAUCAAAUUAGCAAAUUUGAUCUCCCCAACAUCUGCAAGGUUAUCUCACCUGUAAACUACUCCAGACUGAAGUCUCUGCGCCUGGAUGGAAACAAUCUCACCCAGAGUAGCAUCCCCGAUGAGGCCUCCAACUGUCUCCGUCAGGCUUCUGAGAUCGUUUUUGACUAGCUUUCCAAGUCUCUUACAUCUUUGACAACUUUAAAACAUCUAUUUGAACAUCAUUUACACUUUAGAUAUAGCCACUGAGGGUAACUUUCCCUCAGAAAUAGGGAACCUUUUCGUCAGUAUAGCCUUAAAAAAACAAUAAAGUCUUGUUUUUUUGUUUAAGGAGAUCUGUACAAUGGAAUAAAAUGUACCGCCACCCAUAGUACACUGAGAUCUAUGUAUUAAAACUUUGAAAUAUCCAUACUUGGCACAUUCCAGUAUCUAGCACAAGGCACACAUGUAUUAUGAAUCUUAUGUAUGACUAGUGCUUUAAUACAAAACAUGCUUGAAUACUAUGUAAUUACACAUAUUUUUAUCCUAACAAUCACUUUAAACAUUCCUGUAUCUAAUAUUUAUAUGGAUAAAAUUGAAGCACAGAUCCUUAUUAUAUCUUAUGCUUUUGUAUAGAUUGUCUAAAUGCUGGCACUAACACUCAUUAUUUACUGUAAACAUGACAAUAUUAAGCCUUCAGGAAUUAGCAAUAGCUUUUAAAAAUGUCAUUUUAAUCAUCUCUGAUGAGAUAUAUCUGUAUACUAUCUGUUUUAAGUUUAUCAGCAUAAGCUAAAAAUGCCAUCAGCUAUAUUACUCACAUAUGUUUGAUUUAGGGGUAUGCCAUGCAUUGGUAAAAGCUGGCUAGCAAUAUGAGAUUAUUUUCUGAACGUGUAAUUAGUUAAAUCUACUAUGGUGUAGCUUGCAAGUAUUAUAGAGUUAAAUAAACUGUGAAGAACUGCUUAUA
Messenger RNA from Clarias gariepinus (North African catfish), 1911 nucleotides. It is a transcript of the gene lum, whose product is annotated as lumican. NCBI's taxonomy places the organism in Eukaryota, Metazoa, Chordata, Actinopteri, Siluriformes, Clariidae. The record is from RefSeq and is a predicted model, not a curated record. The coding region runs from base 108 to 1139 and encodes 343 amino acids. The transcript has 3 exons. Gene Ontology annotation, molecular function: protein binding.